Naegleria fowleri is the source of this 2844-nucleotide messenger RNA. RefSeq lists its product as uncharacterized. The transcript is spliced from 2 exons. The record is from RefSeq and is a predicted model, not a curated record. Gene Ontology annotation, molecular function: ubiquitin binding. The coding region runs from base 1 to 2844 and encodes 947 amino acids. Gene Ontology annotation, biological process: protein deubiquitination; double-strand break repair via homologous recombination. Lineage: Eukaryota; Heterolobosea; Eutetramitea; Acrasida; Naegleriidae.
AUGCAACAACGAGAACCUUCCGUUUCCUAUCUGUUGCCUUAUCCCAAUCACAAGAUCAAGGCUCAUCGGUUCGGAAUUAAUAAAUUAUUAUAUUUGGAACGAGAAGGAUCAGCAUCAACAACAUCAUGCACAGAAAAUACUCAUCAGUACCAGCCACAGGAUCAACAACAUUAUUUAUUUUCAGGAGGAAGAGAUGGAACGAUCAAAUGUUGGGCGCUUUAUGCUUCACAGCAACAGCAACAACAACAUCAACUACAAUCUCAACAUACUUCCCAAGAAUAUGCAAUGUCACCCACAAAAACCUCAUCAGGCUUUUUGCAUCAAUACCAUUCUCCACACCAAUUCAUGUUCAGUUUAGAAGAGCAUGUGGAUUGGGUGAGCGAUAUGAUCUUACUUCCGGAUAAGAGACAUUUAAUCAGUUGCAGUCAUGAUAAUACCAUCAUGCUAUGGGAUGUUGAUAUCAAUAAUCCACAACAUUGUUUAACAUAUAGAACGCACACAGAUUAUGUUACAUGCGUUGCAUCUCCUUACACAUUAUUAGGAGAAGCAUCGACUUGUUCGUUAUUUUGUUCUGGAGGUUUAGAUAGUUCUGUAUUCCUAUGGGACGCCGAGAGAUUGGUGUCCAUUCGGAAAUACUUUGCUUCUCUUAAUAAUCAAGCAAGUCCAAACAUGCAAGACAAUUCUCCUUCCAUGAAAACCAUUCAACAAUAUGAUAUACAGAGUUUACAAAGCUACUAUCCACCACAAUUAAGUCCACAACCAAAACACAGUAUUUAUGCACUGGCCAUGUCUACAUGUAGCGCCAACCAUAACUCCUCAGUUAUAGAUCAACAUGUGAUGGUUGCUGCUGGCUCUACAGAUCAAAUGGUUCGACUUUACGACUUUAGAACCUCAACAAAAAUUGGAAAAUUACGUGGCCACAAAGACAAUAUUCGUUGUGUCUUGUUGUCGGUUGACGGAAAAAAAUGUUUUACUGGAUCAACGGAUGGCACUGUGAAAUGUUGGGAUUUAAAAACUCAACGAUGCUUACAAACAUAUUCAUUUUCAAAUCCUAAAACAUCCACUCCUUCAUCGGUAUGGACAUUGGAGUUUGAUCCUCAAGAUCCUGAUCAAAACACAAUAAUUGUAGGCACACGAGAAGGUCUAGUUUAUCAUCUUGACACAAAAUAUAGAAAAUCAUGCACCAUCGCUAAUCUUCAUUCCAUUAAUCCACACUACGAUAAUAGAAAUUCAGUUCUAAGUACCUUAAUUAUUCCAAGCAGAAAUAACAAGGUGAAUAGUACUCUCUGGGUUGGAGCUCUAGAUUCCAAUUUAUAUGAAUUUGAAUAUGGAAGAAUUGUGGAAAAUGUUAACAAUAAUUCCAAGGACAUAUUUUCUCAAGAUGGUGUGACAGUUAUGGCAAGCACUCCAAAAUCUGCAUCAAGCUCAUUUUCUCAUAUGGAUUUUUCAUCUCCAGUGACAGCUUCCAACCUUGUAGAAAAUCCCACCACACCAAAAACUCCAAGUUCACGAAGUCGAGCCAGUAGUUUUCUUGUUCAAAGAAGAGCUUUCAGUGUCAAUGCUGGAAUCUCACAUUACAUGCCUCGAUCAAAAAUUCCUGGAUGUCCUGGCAUCAUUGAACAUUUUAUUUUAAAUUGCAGAAAGCGAGUACUCGUGAAGGAUAAUUCUGGACGAAUUUCCCUAUGGGAUAUCACAAGUGGGAAAAUGAUUGAAGAUUUUGGAAAUUCACAUUCCUCCAUGGUUGACGAAGGGAAAGAUUUAUUUGAAAUAUUAUGUGCUGAUUUUUCAAAAGAAAUGAUUUCAGUAAGAAAUUGGUUCACUGUUGAAAAGAAAUUGGGCUCACUUGAAAUCGUGUUAACACCCAACGAGUGUUUUAAUGCUGAAAAUUAUGCAUAUGAAUCAGGUUUUUUAGAUUGUGAAGAAGAAGACAAGGUUAAUUAUGGAGUCAUGAUUAUACAGGCACUCUUUCGACGAUGGAGAGAAAAACGAAUUGAAUUAUUGUCAGCUCGACAACAAGCAAGACAAAAUAUUGAACAUGAUACCAAUGAUGAAACCAUGAUGCAUUAUGACGCUCAUGCACCACUUUCUUCAGAUGAUUCUUCACAACAACCACCAUCUUCAUCCACAGCAGUAGAAUUUCAACAACAACAAUCGCAACAACACUCAGAAUCCAUCAAUCAGAGAGCUGAACGAAAAUUUGAUUUACCUGAGAACACAGCUGUGAUUAUACAUUUUGAAAAAACUUGCUCAGACAAGAGUCCUUUCAAAAAACAAAUUCGACAUUUUGACGGAGAGGAAUCUGAAGGUUUUCCAAUUCCUCAAUGGGUUGUGGAUAUUACCAAUGGAGUGCCUCCAAAUGUGAAUCCUCAAUCUCACAAAUUAUCGUUUUAUUUGGAACCUGCACCAGAUGAACCAUUCUUGAAACCCUUACAACCAAAUUCUGCCAAAUCAUUGGCACAUCGUAUUUUGAGAAUUUACAAAGUUGCCUUGCAUGUGGUGAACAAGUUGAAUAUUGAAUUACCAACUUUUGGUGAAUUGGAAGAAAUUAAGCGAAAAUAUUACGAAUACAAGAGAAAAGAGCAUGAAUUGAAUCCAGAUCAAGUUCCUCUUGUGACACGAGAGAGCGAUGAAGCUUUUGAUGAGUCACUGAUACUACCACUAAACAUUGAUCCCAAUCAACGAUGUAAACCUGAGGACUUUAUUGAGGUGUUCUGUCAAGGGCACCGAAUGAAGAAUCGAUGGAAUUUGGCAAUCGCUAAUGCAUUCUUUAGACCAAAAAACGUUUCCUACAUUACAUUACAUUACAGACAGAGGUAUUUGAUACCUCCAUCUGUGCGACAAUGA